AGACCGCUCAGGGUGCACACAAGUGUCGGACCGUGGCUGCCGAAAGACCCGGGGGGAUGGAAAAUGUAUAAUAAACCUUGUUGGAAAAGUCUAUACAGAUUGCUGUGAACCUCUGAGUGAAGAUGGCCUUCUUUCAGAACAACUUCUGGGGGGAGAAGAAUGCCGGCUUUGACGUGCUCUACCACAACAUGAAGCAUGGCCAGCUGGCAACCAAGGAGCUAGCCGAGUUUGUCCGCGAGAGUGCUGCUGUUGAGGAGACUUACUCCAAAUCAAUGAGCAAACUGGCCAAGAUGGCCAGCAACGGAAGUCCACAGGGGCGGAGCUGAAGUCUAAGAAAGCGGCGGAGUCUUUCGCGUUGUGCAUUGAGAAGUACAACCGUGUAGGAGGAGAGUUUGAGCAGAAGAUGAGCGAGUCUGCCCAGAAGUUUCAGGAAAUCGAGGAGGCCCACCUGCGGCAGAUGAAACAGCUGAUCAAAGCUUAUUCCCACUCCAUAGAAGACACCCAUGUUCAAGUGGGGCAGGUCCACGAGGAAUUCAAGCAGAAUGUGGAAAACAUUGGAAUCGAUAACCUCGUCCAGAAAUUUGCGGAGCAGAAGGGCACAGGCAAAGACAGGCCAGCUCUGGUUGGAUUUGAGGAGUACAUGACAGCUCUGGCACCUGAAGGUGGGAAGAAGAGUCGAGCAAAAGCCUUCAGGAUCCCCGGCCUUGGCAAGAGGGACAAAGAACCAGACUCUACAGACUCAGCGGUGACGGAGGCACUGAAUUCACCCCUGGAAGUCGACGAUGAGGGAUUUGUCAUCCGAGCUGACAGCACACAGAAUGGCUGCUCUGACGAGAAGGAGAACAACUUUUACUCCAGUGACUCGGACUUUGACGACGAGGAGCCGAAGAAGUUCCACAUCCAGAUCAGACCGGUCACCAGCAGCAACCGCAGCAACUCCGCUGCCACCGAGAAAGAGCUGAAAGCCACCGUCGGGGCGCUCACUCUGCCGCCCAACAGAGGAGUACGGCAACAGAUGUCAAUCAAGCGGCAUCUCUCCAGAAACUCGAGUACUGCAGGAGGUCGCUCAGAAGAGGGCGAGGGUGCCUCCCACAGGGAUGGAGAGCAGGACGGCCUACGCAGGUCCACCUCCAGUCCUGAUCACAGCAGGUUGAGUUCGACGGCGUCGGGUUCAGACAGUCUGUUUGGACCACCGUUGGAAUCGGCCUUCAAGUCCAAAAGCUUUGAUAGUCGGGAACAACUCAGAGAGCAGAGCACCUUUGGUGCAUCUGAAUAUGCCGCCUUCUCGUCCGAUUCCUCCUCCCCGGAGAACGUCGAAGACUCCGGCCUAGAUUCGCCUUCCCAUCAGCCCCUUGGGCCCUCCCCUGAGCCAGUGGGUUGGGCAGCUUGGCCUCCAGUGUCACAGAGUAAAGAACAGUCACAAACACUGGGACGACCUGCGGACCCUUUCCUCUCUGCUUUCCGUGACCCCUCCCCUGGUUGGAGUCCUCACCAGCAGGACGACCCAGCCAGCGUCUGGUCCGUCGCCCCCACACGUCCCUCUCGUGUCCCCCCAGAUAUGGACUCAUCCAUGCGAUUCCCUGCUUUCUCACAGUCCCUCCCCCCACCUGAGAUGGAAUCGUCGGUGUGGAACUGCAAACACAUCCCUCCCGAGGACCCCUUCCUCGCUGCCUUUGAAAGGACUGUCACCCAGGAGACUUUAAACCUGUCUGACGCCUGGGCGCGCCCACCGCCUCGCCUGACCCAGGAGUGCCGGGGGAUGGAGGUUCGAGGGGACCCGUUUUCCAUGACUCUCGCUGACACCAAGACACUCCCAACCUCAUCCUCUUCCUCCUCUUCAUCCUCCUCAAAUCGUAAAAACAGAGAGAGGAAACGAGACCGGAGCCUCCCGCCUCCUGUUUCCUCUGAUGACCCGUUUGCGAUCACGAUGAUUGGCAGCCCAACGCACCAGUCGUCGCUGGCUGCAGCAGCUGGGUUGAUCCCUCCACACAGCAGCAGCAGCAGCAGCAGCAGCAGUGCUGUCGGCUCAACCAAUAGCAAUAGACUGGGACUCGACGCUAACUCAAGCUCUUUGCCCUCAGCCCAGCCCAAGAAGGAGCUGAUACACUGGAACUCUGUCCACAACCCGUUCACUGAAGGUGUCUCUGGAGUGCUGAGCAGCUCCAAAACACAGGAAGGAGGAGGAAAAGGAGAUGUAGUAGUAGUAGGAGGAGGAGGAGGAGGAGUAGAGAGGAGAAAACAUCGAUCAUCAGAAAGUGAGCCACGCAGGAACGCCCCUCCACUCACGAGACAUUCAGGACCACAGGAGGAUCUGUGUUUUUCCACAGACAAAGAUCAAGACUGCGUGGAUCUGAACACUCAGACACCGUGCGCUGUCAGCUCUCACAAGGGGUCCAAGCACAACUUUAGGCAGGACACGACUGAAGUGGUCGCAGCUGCUCCUCCGAGAGCGGCCCGGGCCAAGAGGACUUCAGGCCGACUCAGCGGCUGUGAGAGGUCCCGGUCUCUGUGCUCCUCCCCGCUGCCGGGGCCCAGCCCCUCUCUCACCUCCUCCUCCUCCUCCAGCCCCAGUGAGUGGGGACCACAGGCCAGGGACACCGACUGGGGGGGUCAGAACCGAGUGGCCAGUCCUGCCAGGCCGGGACAAGCAUCGCCGCUGCCCUACCAGCACCAGGAACACCAACAAAGGCCACUGCACCUAUCGCGAGGUCCAAGUCCCAUUUCCCUCAGCACACAGGAGGCCUGGCCGGUGGCAGCAGCCAUAACCGAAUAUAUCAACGCCUACUUCAAGGGUGGACAGCAUAACCGAUGUCUGGUGAAGAUCACGGGCGACCUGACGAUGUCUUUCCCCGCCGGCAUCACCCGGAUAUUCACAGCCAACCCCAACGUUCCCGUGCUCAGCUUCCGACUGGUCAACAUCUCCAAGAUCGAUCACUUCCUGCCAAAUCAAAAGCUGCUCUACAGCGAUCCGUCUCAGAGUGACCCAGACACCAGAGACUUCUGGUUCAACAUGCAGGCUCUGCAGCUCUACCUGCAGAGGGAAGCUGAGCUCAACCCUCAGGCCUCGUACUAUAACGUCGGCCUGCUCAAAUAUCAGGUGUCGUCUCAGGACCCAGGUCGGGCUCCUCUCCUGCUGUCUGCUGAGUGUCAGCGCAGCGGCACAGUGACCCGGGUGUCCCUGGACUACCACUGUUGCCCCGCCACCGCGCCCUCCACCCAGCUCACCGCUGUCCAGGUUCUGCUGCCAUUAGACCACACUGCCACAGACCUGCAGUGCCAGCCACCCGCCUCCUGGAACGCUGAGGAAAGACGGCUGCUGUGGAAACUCCCCAACCUCUCCCCAACCAAUCACAGCAAAGGCUCAGGGACUCUGUGUGCCAGCUGGCAGUGCCUGGAGGUUCCCCGCGGCCCUCCGCCCAGCCUGGCUGUUCAGUUUGUGGGCUCCGGGGCCUCGCUGUCUGGGAUGGACGUGGAGCUCGUGGGCAGUCGCUACCGCAUGUCGCUGGUCAAGAAGAGAUUCGCCACAGGGAAGUACAUGGCGGGCUGCGCCUUGUGAGUCGUGUAAAGGACCAUCGCUGCGAGUUCAGAGGACUGGACGGGAGGAGAGAGGAUUCGCGGUAAGACGGAGGAACCUUGAAGCUCAACCUUGAAGGACGACGUGCACUUAACUUCUGACAGUGUCCUGCUGUUUUAGGACCAAGCCUUUUCUUCUUCUUUUCCUCUAAUUUAAGUUGUGUGUUGUACACCUGCCUGCCUUUAGCGGGACAGAAACUCUUUUUCUAUCUCAUCGUGUUCUGAGACUGCAAACUAAGCUACAUGUUAGAACUUUUCAUGAGUUACAGAAGAAAAGAAAAUGUGUGUGAAUAAAGUUAAAACAUAUUACUGUCUGGAAGUGAGUUGCCAUGGAGACUAGGAUUUUUAAAUUAUGUAAAUACUGUAUGGAAAUCUCUAGAGCAUCUUAAAAAGGAUCGAACGAGUCAUUUGUGAGCGAAGAUCUUCUACCAAACCUUAGAAAAAAGAAAUGUUUGUAAAUCUGCUGUUUGUUCCAAAUAGAGGUUUUGUGAUGUUGAUAUUUGAUAAAAAUAAAUGUGCUCAAACCUUU
Morone saxatilis (striped sea-bass) is the source of this 4102-nucleotide messenger RNA. It is a transcript of the gene fcho1, whose product is annotated as FCH and mu domain containing endocytic adaptor 1. Gene Ontology annotation, biological process: clathrin-dependent endocytosis; clathrin coat assembly. The record is from RefSeq and is a predicted model, not a curated record. NCBI's taxonomy places the organism in Eukaryota, Metazoa, Chordata, Actinopteri, Moronidae. Gene Ontology annotation, cellular component: cytoplasm; plasma membrane; clathrin-coated vesicle.